Molecule: messenger RNA, 4299 nt
Organism: Cladocopium goreaui
Lineage: Eukaryota; Dinophyceae; Suessiales; Symbiodiniaceae
Source: the annotation of a GenBank genome assembly
AUGGAGCGUGAUUCUGGAUCCUUCAGAGAUUUAGUUUUUGAUGGCCGUCCAGCAAACUACAGAGAAUUCAGGAGAAAAACAAUUCUUGCAGUAGCAGGCCUGGAGGAGAAACAUGUUCACCUCGCAGGUCCACGUCUUUUGACCAGGUUGCAGGGUGAGGCUUAUCGAGCCACUGAGCACCUUUCAGUGUCGGAUUUGCGCCGUUCAGACGGCUGGCUGCAGGUCCUGAAGGCCCUGGACAAGCAUUACGCUUUUCUGCCAGAGACCGAACUGCAUGAAGCAAUAGAUAGCUUUUUGUUCGACCUUCGCAAACGACCUCAUGAAGGUGCCACGCAGUUUGCAAGCCGCUUCAAGACUGCGUUGUCCCGUGUGCAAGCCUUGGUCGCCCAAGACCGUGCUGCUUCGAAGUCCAAGAAACGUAGAACUUCUGGUCCUGAAUCCAAUAUGCCUGAUGCUGAGACGCCGCCUGCCAGUAGCCUAGCACCUACCGAAGGUGAAGAUGAAGAUGAUGAGAAGGAAGAUGAAAAGCCGCCUUCUGCAUGUGCUGGUGAAAAAGAUGAAAAAGAUCAAGCUUCUCAUGAAGAAGAACCGAAGUCAGCCCGUAGCCAUGCCUCUUCAGCUGAGGGUAGGAGAAAGAAAGGUCCCGGUUCUGGUAAAAGCUCUCGUGGAACUUUUGCUGCUGAUCGUAAACGUGAAGAACUGAGAAUGGCUCAUUUGUUGGGCACAAUUGAAGUUGGCCAUACAAAGCCGUCUCCUAUUUUUCCAUCAACAGUUUUGGGUCAUUUGUUCAUGCGCAAGUAUGGUCUUUCCCGUGAACAACGUGCACAAGUGAUCCGUUCAACUGGUGGAUCAUCGAAAUUUCAUGAAGUGGAGAAGAUUUUGAGAGCCUCUGAUUUUGAUGAAUCUAGGAGCCGUGCUGAUGAGCGACGACAUGCCCCUGUGUCCCAUUCUGCCAGACCGCCUCGCAGAGAUACUAUGAUGAUUCAGCAAGAAGCCCAUGCCGUGGAUGAUGAAUCUUCUGAAAUCAUGGAACCAAUGACCAGUGGUUCCGAAUCUGACCAUGCACUAGCAGUUGAUCAGCCUGAUGAGAUGCAACAGGAUGAUGAUGACAAUUCAACUGACCGUGAGCUGCAGGAAGUCUAUGAGAUCAAGGACAAGGCCAAGAAAGACUUCAAAAGAUCCUUCAAGACAUACAAAGAGAGUAGACGCAAAGUGAAAGAGAUCAAAAAGUCCAGACAGCCUUACUACCCUGUGGUAGCCUUGAGUCAGCCGCAAGACAUGCCUAGCAAAUCUGGUUCAAGCUCUACAUCAAUGGGUCAGAUGCCACGGAAGGGUGACUUCAAGUAUGACAAGACUAAAAGCUCUGUGAAAAGUUCAAAUGCGAAACGCAAGCCAAACGAGUUCAGACCACGGAGAGAAGAUGCAAAUUUCACUGAAGCAGAAAUCGCUGAAGCCUUUGCCUACAUGGUGAACGAGGUCUUCACUGGAACUGAGUCCUUAGACGUGCUGCUUGCGUCAAUUCCUGAUGGCUGUGCAGUGAUCGAUACUGGUUGCACGACCAGUGUGGUAGGUCAACAAACGGCUGAACGUUUUUCCAAAUUGUUUCAAAGCCUGAACCUGCCGAUUCCAAAGCCAUGUGAAUUGCCUGCAGUAGAGUUGAAGGGAUUUAGUGGGGAUAAGAGGGGGAUGGAGGCAACCUUAGAUAUGGGGAAUGGCACCAUCACCAGCAAAAAGCACAACAUGGUGAAUUUCCCGCUGAAACGGGCUUCCAAUGGUCAUUUCCUCCUGCCGUUUUGUGAGAUCCCGUCCGAGUUUCAGCCUGAUGUUUCAAAGCGAUCUGCCGAUGUGAGUUUAGCUGAUACUGGAGAUAUGCCCAGUGACCUAUCCGAGCCGAUGUCAUCAUCUGAUGACGACAGCAGAGCAGCCGGCCGUGCUGACACCAAUGAGCCCAAUGACGCAGCCCCUGCAGCCGCUGAGCAGAGGCACGAACCGACUGAGGUAAUGAGAGAUCCAGAGUUGCCCAGACGAACAUCGCCUUGUUCGCGCACAUUCCCAUUGAACGACCGCCAGUGCCAGUGCCAGCUGAAACAGCCAGUCACUGCCAGUGCUGCUGUGAACAAUAGAUUCAAUCUUCCAAAGGGUGGUCCCAGUGAAACCACAGUGUUGCAGCAGCGCAAAAUUGCCAAAAGGCACCUGAGUGCCGUUUCUGAAGCGUGGCAGUUACAGCGUUUGUUUGGUGGUCACUGUCAUGCGGAGAACCCAUUGACUUCUGAAGCAUGGUCACAGUUGCAAUUGCUUGAUUUCCAUGAAGUCCGCAUUGACAUGUGCAGCCUUGGCAUGCGAUGUCCGAAGACAAACGUCCCUGUGCUUAAGCCCACAAAGAUCGUCACCACGAUGCCAGAACUUGCAGAACGACUGCUGAAGUGCCGUUGUGAUCAUUUGCACCAACAUGCCCAUCUUGAAGGUGCGUACAAGGGUCGCAACUUGUCCUCUUGGUGUGAAGUUUAUCCAAGUAAGUUCUGCCGAGUAGUCUCUGAAGUUCUGAGCAACUGCCGUGCCAAGUCACCGAGACUUGAAGAUGCUUUGUUUGACGAAUCCGAUGCACUUGAACCAGCUGAUUCGGAACAACCCGUUCCUAACUCAGAGGGCGCAGUUGCAGCCGCAGCACAGCCUGAGCAAAGACCUGAAAAGAUCAAAGCAAUAAUCCAAAAGUUGCAUACAAACACCGGUCAUGCAUCCGUUGAACAAAUGCUCAGACUUGCCAAGCGUUGCCAAUCGUCCCAAGAAGUUCAAGAUGCCAUCCGAAAGUUCCGUUGCCCUGUGUGCGAGGAGUUGAAAGUACCACCAUCUCGAAGGCAAGCUGCAAUGUGCAGCCCAGAGGGACUUCGACCAGUGCCAGAGGACGAAGCUGAAUUCCGCAGCCUUGCCCGUUCUUUGUCGGAAGGACGUCUGCAUCCCGAGCUGGAGCAAGCUGAACAAAAUGUUUCCUCCAAAUCAGGUCAGUUUGAAGAUCUUUCAGAAGAACACAAACCCAUAGAAGAAGAUCAUGAACUUGAGGAUGAUUUGUGGGAAGAGCCGAAUGUAGAAGACUCACAGCUUGAACAAGGUCCCAAAAAGAUCAGACCCAGCCUUGAUGAUGCAGAGAUCGGUCAAGAUGCGCAAUCUGGUGUACAGUCAGAAGCUUUGCCUGAAACUCCUGAAUCACAACCUCCGAUCACUUCCGAAGAUGAAACCGCAGUCAAUAAUCCAAUGCCACCUGCAGAACCCGAACCUAGAGAUGUGCAGCCUCAUGAAGUUCCGGUGCCAAUGGAUGAUGGUGAUGAACUGAUUGUAGAACAUGAAGAAAAUAAUCCGGUUCCUGGUAAGCAUGAUGUCAUGGAAGUAUCUAUAGAAGUCCGCCCAGAGGACAUCACUGAACAACAGUUGUGCUUGUGGGAAGUGAUUGAAGAUUGCUUCGUCGUGCAGCAGCCAGCGAAACAACGCCGGGUUGAGGUCAGUUUCCGGAAAUUGAGUGAGGAACCCCUGCGCGUGAUCCUUCCUUGCUGCGAAGGUGUGCUGGACAGCUGGCAUGGGCCGCAGGAGUCCGGGAGUAAAGAGAAAGCCAGCGACAAGCGAGCCCAACAGAAAGCCGCAGAGACGCCAAAGUUGAAUGAGGUUGAGAUUUCGAUGACCGUUGGUUUGCUCACUCGGGCGAUUGCCAACAACCAAGCUCGCCCCAUCUUUGAGCGUACAGCUGCCGAAGAUCCCCAGUCAUGUCAGUGGCUGAAGAACUACAUCCCAGGUUUUGAUGUGCCUGGUGGUAUGUCCGAAGCUGCAAAGCGUGUUCGGGAUGAGAUCGAGAGUUCCCAUGGUGAAAGCCCACGUUCAACUGUGUGGAGUGUGGUUGGCCGUGGUGAGAAUUCUUUGCCGAGUGGCUAUGAUGCUGUCACAACUCCUACGCCUGCCGUGGUUGAGCCCAAUGUGACCACCAUCAGCCAAGUGAUCAGGGAUGUCCAUACCCGUCAGAAUGUCAAGAUUUCUCUGCCAGUGGAUUGUGUUGAUGUGGAUGAUUGGUCGAAGACCGUGAUCGUUAUGAAGAAGUAUGAGAAUCAGGGAUAUCGCUAUUCUACGUUGGUUGCCGAAGCACUGCACAACGCUGAAGCCAAAGGAUAUCUCCAAUGGUUGGUGAAGACCUAUGGCAAGGAUGUUGACACACCUUGUGAUACCCAGGCCACUGACUUUGCCAGAUUCCUCCUUCGCAUCAAAUGGCUUGAGACUGAUGGCAACAAGGGAACUGGACGCUUCCAACGUUCGCGCUAG